AUGCCCCCGACGCCCAGUGCAAGCUCGAGGGCAGCGCAGAGCUGCGCCAUCGACGACGAGGACGAUGCCAUGCCCACCAUGCGCUUCCCGCUGCCGUCGGGCUACUUCGGAGACGUGACGGUAUCCGCGUCCAAGCGCCAGGAAUACAGCGACAUCGUUCAAUGCCGAGUCAACUCAAUGCUUGCGGACGAGCACCGCCACGCGGAACGACGCGCGCAGCAGCAGCCAGUGGUGCAGGAGACGGAGUGGAAGUUCUUCCGGCGCAUGGGCGGCCUCAAGGUCUACCAGCGGCGGCUUCGGGGUCGGUCCAAGCAGGAGGUGGCAGCAGAGGAGGACUUCCCUGAGGCGGCAGUGGCGGUGGAGAGAGGGAACCCCAGUAUGCUAGCGGACGGAGCAGUGAGCGGGACGAUAGAGGACAUGCUCUACGGCAUGAGCGCGACGACGCAGGAGGAGAUGAUGACGGGGUUGUCCUUCACCGCUCCGCCGCAAGACGCGGUGCUACUCAGUGUCGUGGAGCGCUCGACGGUCCAGGACCCACUACACUCGGCCGAGCUCUUGUGGGUCCUAACGAAGCUUCCGAUCCUGCACCCGCGAGACGUUUGCUACCUCAAAGCGACGGGUGUGGAGCGUGACGGCAAGGGGAGACCAUACGGCUACAUGGUGCUGCAUUCGGUAGAUCUACCCGAGUGUCCUCCGUUCGACUAUCGGAAGACCAAGAUUCUACGCUCCAAGAUGUACUUCUCCUUCCUGUUCCGGGAGACCGCCCCUGGCUACGUGGACGUAAUGGGGCGCGGCAUCUUCGACUUGGCCGGCGGGGAGCUGCUCAAGUUAGUGCUGCCGCACGCCACGACGUCCGUCAUCGACGGGUUACUGCGAGGCGUGAGUUGCGGCGAGGCCAAGAAGCUGACGCUGCUAGCGCUAAGAAACCACGACACGCGACGACAGCCUGCCAAAACCAUCUCCAAGCACUCCGUGUGCUCCGCCUGUAUCCGUGGGAGGAAGGGAAUCCUCCCGGGUGUGCGUUUGCGCUCGUGUGGCGUAUGUGGCGUCCCCAUCUGCAAGAACUGCAAGGUGAAGGACACGCGUGUGUUCCUGGGGACACGACAGCCGUGCCGCGACGUCGCGUGUUGUCCAACAUGCGCGCCGCAGGCGAACUGCAUCACGGGGGUGCGUCUGGGUGAACCGGAGUUCGUGGUGGUGGCGGAGUUCUACAGCAAGAACCGGCCGACCUCGUCCUCCUCGUCUUCCGGUCGCUCGGCUGUAGCACCGACGCUCUCCACGCCUUCAGUGCUUACGUCCGCCCGGCACAUCGAGCAGACUGAAGUGGUGGCCGGCAAUAACGAGGCGUGGAGGUCCGAGCCGCCCUCGCUGCUUUCGGACGCUAGUCAAGCCUGCUCCUCGGUGGACGUGACCAACUCGACGGUCGACGAUAGCUGUGCCGGCUUCGACUUCGACGUCAGCUACUCCGGGACGCUCAGCGACCUCAACUCGGGCCCAGGGGUCAAGGCCUGGGGCGGCAGCUACCGAGGACACCCCGACGACUUCGCCAAGCCAGCGGCGGCCAAGCCCCGACCCAACAGCAUGCUCGAGUGGAUGAUGGAGCUCCAGUCGUCCGCCGAGGAGGCGUACAUCACGGCCAAGGCCAACGAGGAGAUCAUGAAGAGGUCCAUGCGUUGGCCAGCUGGUGCGAAUCUUGCAUUGCGCGCGUCCAGCGUAGCAGUCACGCAUGACGUUGGUCUCAAUCGAGUUAAAGAUCCGUCCAACUUGGUCAAGGCACCGCUCCCUCAGUCGCCAACUCGCCCCAUGAGUCCCAGCCCAAGCCCAGCCGAGGGCUGGCUCACUUCCGCGAUGCAGCAGCCGGCGCUGCGACCCGUGGGCGUCCCGCUGUCGCCGGGCUGCUUCCAGCCCUCGGCGCUGCAGCACCAGCAGUUCACGGACCUGGUCAGAUACCAGGUCGACACCAUGCUGAACGACGAGGCCCGCUACGCCCAGCGGCGCGCCCAGCAGCAGCCGUUCCUGCAUGCAGGCGAGUGGAAACAGGUCAAGACGGAGAAGGGGCUCACGUUCUUCCGCCGUCUACGCAGAGGUCGGUCGCUGCGAGAGUUGGCGCUGGAGGAGGACCUCCCGGAGAUCCGACGCGCGGCAGAACGCGGCUACACGAGCAUGAUUUGCGACGGCCACGUGGACGGCAGCCUCGAGGACAUGAUGCUGGGCAUGACGGCGUCCUCCCAAGAGGACCUGAUGACGGGCUUCUCGUACAAGAACCCACCUAGAGACUGCGUCUGGCUGGGGACGGUCGAGUCCGCCACGCCCAAGGACCCGUUCCACACUGCAGACUUGAUCUGGGCAUUGCCAAAGCUCCCACCGAUGGUGGACCAGGUGGACGUGUGCUACCUCAAAGCUACGGGCGUGGAGCUGGACGAACACAACAACCGCUACGGCUACUUGGUGCUGCACGGGGUGCACAUCGCCCAGUGCCCGCCUUUCGAAGCGCACGGGAUCUCCAGAGCCAAGAUGUUCUUCGCCUGCCUGUUCCGAGAGCCGACGCCGGGCGUGUUGAAGGUGACGGUGCGCGGUAUCUUCGACCUGAGCAAGAAGGUGCGCAUGCUCAAGAAGCUCGUGACGGCGGCCACGACGUCCAUCAUGACGGGCUUCGUCAACGGCGUCGGCAUCGGGCAGGCCAAG
Messenger RNA from Phytophthora sojae, 2685 nucleotides. RefSeq lists its product as hypothetical. The annotation marks the transcript as partial. The transcript is spliced from 4 exons. The record is from RefSeq and is a predicted model, not a curated record. NCBI's taxonomy places the organism in Eukaryota, Oomycota, Peronosporomycetes, Peronosporales, Peronosporaceae.